This is a messenger RNA of Kwoniella shivajii, 1089 nucleotides long. Its product is annotated as long-chain 3-oxoacyl-CoA reductase. Gene Ontology annotation, cellular component: endoplasmic reticulum. Bases 1 to 1089 code for a protein of 362 amino acids. Gene Ontology annotation, biological process: fatty acid elongation. NCBI's taxonomy places the organism in Eukaryota, Fungi, Basidiomycota, Tremellomycetes, Tremellales, Cryptococcaceae. Gene Ontology annotation, molecular function: ketoreductase activity. The record is from RefSeq and is a predicted model, not a curated record. The transcript has 7 exons.
AUGGUAGCGGAUACCAUCCACGUUCACUCCCAUCUGGCCGGUUAUCCUACAUACCAUAUAUUUGGGCAUGACAUUGUCCUCGACGUUCCUAUCUCAGCUUUGAUACUUUCCACCAUUGGAGCUGUUUUUCUCCUUCGAUACACACUCUCUGUGUUCAGACUCAUCUUAGAGCUUGCUGUACUUCCAGGCAAAAACGUCAAGAGAUAUCAAUCUCGAAAUGGUAAAACCUGGGCACUGGUCACAGGCUGUACAUCUGGUAUCGGACUAGAGUUCGCUCGUCAAUUAGCUAAAAAAAGGUUCAAUGUCAUUCUCAUUGGAAGAAGGAAGAAUGCAUUGGAUGAGGUUUCUCAGGAACUCGAGAGUAAAUAUGGUGUUGAGACCAAGUCUUUCAUUGUGGACGUUUCUACUCCUGGAUCAUCAAGAGAUGAAGCUCUUUCUCAAAUUGAACUUUUCGCUAAAUCCAAUGACCUAGGUGUUCUAAUCAACAAUGUCGGUGCUUCUCAUGCUAUGCCCGUCGCAUUUGCCGAGACUGAGCGAAGUGAGAUGAACAGUAUCAUCGAGACUAAUAUCAACUGGACUUUGUUACUCACCAGAGCGGUCAUCCCAUCGAUGAUAGCACGUUCAUCCAAAAGAGGUUCACCCAAAUCACUCAUCAUGAGUAUCGGUUCUUUAUCAGGUAGAAUCCCUUCACCUCUAUUAGCUACGUAUUCAGGUACAAAAGCAGCUUUAUCAACUUGGACCAAAGCACUUGCUGAAGAAGUGAAAGAGAAAGGUGUGGAAGUUGAAUUGGUUCAAGCUGCGUUCGUGGUCUCAAACAUGUCCAAGAUCAGAAGAUCAUCCGCUCUAGUACCUACGCCAGCGAACUUUGUUCGAUCGGUCUUAUCUUCAUUCGGUUUACCAAGAGGAGCUCAAGGAAGACCAUACGAGCGAACUCCAUUCUGGACUCAUGCAUUCUUGGAUUACGUGGUUGGUUUCGCGGGUUACCUCAGUGAAGUCACCGGGAUCAAGGUUAUUAAUAGUAUGCAUAAGGAUAUCAGAAAGAGGGCUUUGAGAAAGGCUGAAAGGGAGAAGGGCGGCAAAAAGGAGUAA